Molecule: messenger RNA, 1624 nt
Organism: Caenorhabditis sp. 36 PRJEB53466
Lineage: Eukaryota; Metazoa; Nematoda; Chromadorea; Rhabditida; Rhabditidae
Source: the annotation of a GenBank genome assembly
AUGGUUGCAAGAGAACGAAAGUUCUGUUCAGUUUGUCAUCAACUCGGAGACGGCUUUCAUUUCGGAGCCAUCGCUUGCAAGUAAGUCACCGUCAACUAGAAGCUCGACAAAAAGCACCGUAUUUCAGAGCAUGUGCCGCUUUCUUCCGACGUACCACUUCCAUGCACUUGGCGUCAAAGUUUGUGUGCCGGAAGAGCAACGAGUGCGUGAUAAAGAUGAGCAAUCGGGACAGUUGCAAGUCGUGCCGAUAUGCAAAGUGUUUGAGUGUUGGCAUGAACCCUGAAGGUAACAAAUAUGAUCUUCAAUUUAGCUACCCCGACCUCUAAAACUCGUUUUUCCAGUUGUACAAGCCAUCUCAACUCCUGACAUCGAGAGCCUUCCCUCCUCCUCCUCCUCCUCGCCCUCCUCAUGCAACAGUCCCGUGCUCAGUGUGAGCUCCCAACCCUCUUCUCUCACUCGGAUCCAAUCGGUUUUCAGUUGGACCUCGACGGCUAUCAUCAAAUGACGCCCACGCUUUGCGCAGUGAUGGAGAGCUAUCAGAAGUUGUACCGGAAACGGUAUCACUUGCACGCUCCGAAAGCAGUACGUCCUAUACUUCUUCGUUAUUUUUCAGUUUGACGGUACUCAUAUUCAGACGCCGAAAUCGACGACGUACGGAGAGUUUAGUCAGGUGUACAUCAACGACGUCUAUCUGCAAUACGAGUUUCUCGAAGACUGCUUUCCGCAAUUCAAACAAAUGGGCUCGUUCGAGAAGAAGCGCGUCUUCAAGUCGUUCUUCGUCUCGUUUCUCAUUUUGGAAAUGGGCUACAAGAGCUAUCUGGAGGGCACCGAAGUCUUCGUGCUCGCCAACGGCGACUUUAUCGAUACGAUGAACCUGGAUCAGUUCUAUUAUGAUCCGGAGCACGUGGAGAGAUGCAAACCGAACGACGCCAUCAAGUGAGUGGCCGUGGCCUAGGAAUCUCAAAGACUAUGAUGACUUUCAGAAUGUACCGUCCGUACUUUGAUCAAAUGAAGAGAAAUGUGUUCAGGCCGUUGUGUCAUCAAAGAAUUUCGCUGAUCGAGUUUCUUGCAUUGGUCACACUCACCACCUGGAACGAUUGUGGGUGUAUGCACAGAAAAAUUAGGUGUACUAUAUAAGUUUUCAGCAAUUGACGGACAACCGGACGGUUAUUAUCCUCACUGUGAACCCAUCAAACGGAAAGUCAUCUCCGAGCUAAUGACGUUUUACGAAAAAGACUCUCCGGACGUGGAUCCGGCCUUCAGACUCUCCGGCCUACUCAUGUUGCUUCCAGCUCUAGAGGUUUUGCGGAUACUGUUUAGAAACACGGCAAUAACUCAAGAAUGACGGGUUUUGGGAUAAAAUGAUCAACUAGACAAUUGUUCAGCAUGAAAAUUACAACAAUUUUUCAGUUGAACACUUUUUGAAAUAACGGCUAGAUUUUGAGAUGUAGCUGUCCAAAGAAGUACUUUGAUACCCACUAAUUUUUAGUGAUACGCUGCUUCCUUUAAGUUAACUUUUUUCCAGCGAUCCGUGGAGUUGUUCAUGCAAACCAUGGAAGUGAAGCGUCUGUUCCGUUGUUUUGCCUUCCACGACAAGAUUUACCAAAUUUGCAGCGGACAAUAA